UGCGCCGCUAGCCAGGACACAGUUGCAGUCUGUUUAUAUGCGAGGCAGACACCAUGAACUUCCAGUGCUCCAAAAUGCAGUGCCUGCUCGGCGGCCUGAUGCUGCUCGUCCUGCAUGUCGAGACGAUUACCUUGUGCGGCCCCGAGCUGGACGAAUUUCUUCAGCAGAUGUGCAAAAACGGCUUCAACAGCAAGAUGAAGCGCGGCUAUGUGGCCGUUGACAAUGCGAACAUGGACUCGGAGUUGGACAACUAUGGCGUCUACCCACAGCUAAGCCUGGAGUCGCAGCCUCUGAUGCGUGCCCUGCUGACCGAGAGCGCCCACCAAUUGCAGAUCCGACGACGUCGCUACGGCAUCUACGACGAGUGCUGCAAGAAGUCCUGCAAUUUCAACGAGCUCUUCACCUACUGCAAGUAAUAGCGCCGACGACACUCGACAGAAGUAGGAAAAACCAUGGCGAUCUUGAUAUGGACAAGGCUCUGCACUCCACUGCAGCUUAGACUAAGACCAGCUCCAGUUUGUCAGCUUCUAAAUGUAUUCACUUAGCUAUUAAACGAGCUUGAGCCCUAUGCGAACAUUGUUUCUAAAUCUAGAGCAUAUACUCCCACAAUUUAUAGCCAAAGGACAUUUUGCCAAUUCAAUAAUAUAAAUUUAUGCUU
Molecule: messenger RNA, 658 nt
Organism: Drosophila hydei
Lineage: Eukaryota; Metazoa; Arthropoda; Insecta; Diptera; Drosophilidae
Gene: Ilp3
Product: probable insulin-like peptide 3
Exons: 2
Coding region: 54-416 (120 amino acids)
Cellular component (GO): extracellular region
Molecular function (GO): hormone activity
Source: RefSeq, a predicted model, not a curated record